GCAGUCCACCACCUCGCUGCUCGCCAUAGACGUCUCAUUUCGCGUCUGCUUGAUCUCAUUCAACGGUGUGCUGAAGUAUAGAUGGCACUUCCUGGCUUCAGGCUGGCCAGAGGCCUCCGUUUAGUACAACCACUGCGUUCCGCGACGUUCCGCGCACCAGCUCGGAGCGCUUCGACCUCGACAGUCCGUCCGGCAAAUCCUGUGCGGACAAGCCUGUAUGCUACUGUUCUACUUGUGUCUACCGGUCUUUUUGCAGUUUAUUACUUUGACUCUCGAUCGGCGAUACAUCGUUAUGUCUCCACCCCGCUGCUUAGGCAACUGUUCGACGCCGAGACCGGCCAUAAGAUUGCAGUGAAGGUUCUCAGGAGUGGGCUGGCACCGAAGGAUACUCAGCAGGACGAUGAGGCGCUGAAGUUCGAGCUCUGGGGCAGGCAAUUGUCGAAUCCUGUGGGUUUGGCUGCUGGUUUCGAUAAGAACGGAGAAGCUGUAGACGGUCUGUUCAACCUCGGAUUCAGCUGGGUUGAGAUUGGAAGCGUCACACCCAAGCCCCAGCCCGGUAAUCCGCAGCCCCGCGUGUUCCACCUCCCGGCCGACCUCGCGCUCAUCAACCGCUACGGCUUCCCCUCGGACGGACACACAAUGGUGCUCAACCGCCUGCAGGACCGUCUCCCGCUGUUCCACGAGUACGACGGAGACGUGCCGGCAUCGCUUCGUCACGGCGCGCUGCUUGCCGUGAACCUCGGCAAGAACAAGUCUUCACCGCCAGAUUCGAUCAAGGACUUCGUUACUGGCGUGCACGCGUUCGCGCCGUACGCGGACGUGCUUGUCGUCAACGUGUCAAGUCCAAAUACUCCCGGUCUGAGGGGCAUGCAAAGCCGAACUCUGCUACAGGAGCUGCUGGCAGGAGUCGCGCAGGCUCGCGACGAAGUGGCGACAUCGUACACACCGACACGGAAGCCCAAGAUCUUGCUGAAAAUCGCUCCUGAUCUCACGACCGAGGAGGUUGCCGAUAUCGCAGCUGCGGUGCGCAAGAGCGGCGUCGACGGCGUCAUCGUGAGCAACACCACAGUGCAGCGACCGUCCUCGCUACACGAUGCGAACCGCGUUGAGACCGGUGGACUGUCCGGGCUGCCGCUGAAACCGUACACACUCGCGACGCUUUGCGCGCUGCGACCACUGCUGCCUGCAUCGGUGCCUAUCUUUGGGUGUGGCGGGAUCAACACAGGCGCGGACGCCCUCGAGUACGCACGCGAGGGCUGCACGGCAGUGCAGCUGUACACGGGCUUCGGGUACGACGGCGUCGGUGCGCCGCGGCGCAUCAAGGACGAGCUCGCGGCGCUCCUGAAAGCUGAAGGCACGACGUGGUCCGCGGUCGUUCGCAAGGCCGUUGAGGAGAAAAGCUGGAAGGAGCCGCCGCUGCCGGAACCUGUUCGUCCGGAGGAAGUUACGGUGCAGCAGCUCGUCGCAGAAGCGGAGGAGCUGAAGAAGCUCUUGGAUGAGUUUGCGAAUGAGGAGAAGAGGGGCCCAGGUAGCGAGGAAAUGUCGUUGAUGACUAGUGCAUGAGUAAAACAUCUCGAUGAAAGCUGGAUAUUUUAAAUGUUAGUCUUUCGGGAGCGCAACACAAACUCGUGCGCCGUCCUGUUAUUCUUUGCAGCAUUUCUGCUUCCGCUCAUUCAUUCAUGUCGACGGUGCAAAGGCCACGUCCAAUAUUCAAAU
This is a messenger RNA of Phanerochaete carnosa HHB-10118-sp, 1716 nucleotides long. RefSeq lists its product as uncharacterized. NCBI's taxonomy places the organism in Eukaryota, Fungi, Basidiomycota, Agaricomycetes, Polyporales, Phanerochaetaceae. Gene Ontology annotation, molecular function: dihydroorotate dehydrogenase activity. Gene Ontology annotation, biological process: 'de novo' pyrimidine nucleobase biosynthetic process; pyrimidine ribonucleotide biosynthetic process. The coding region runs from base 82 to 1563 and encodes 493 amino acids. Gene Ontology annotation, cellular component: cytoplasm; mitochondrial inner membrane. The record is from RefSeq and is a predicted model, not a curated record. The transcript is spliced from 6 exons.